UACUAAAAUGUCCGACCAACAGGCUGAUCUGACAGAAAAAAGAGGAAAAGCUUUGGACAUGUGGAUUGAGAUGAAAUGUAUUCGGCUUAUGAGUGGUUUGACACCAGUUUACCCAACGCUUGUCGAUUUGCCUUCAGAAAUUAUUGACCAUGUUCUGGAGAAGCUGGAGCACAUAGAUCGGCUACCGUGCCGAAAAGUGUGCCGAAACUUGAGAUACGCUGUUGAUGAACUUGGGCUUCAUUUUAAAGAGAUUGAAUUGCGACUGAGAAGCCAAGAAAUUAUCCUAAAUUUGGAUAAUCAUCAAGUUGGCUACUCGAACCUAGACGGUUGUUCUAUAGUGACCCUUAACAAACUUGAACCUACUAUCAGCUGCGAAAACUUCAUGAAACUGGCCAUCAAAGAUCUGGAGCUCCUAUCAAAGCAUACAUCAAGGCUUUGUCUUCGAAAUGUCACUGGGAAUAAAGACUAUAAUGUCCAAGCUCUGACCAACACCUUGGAAGCCCCUGUCCAAAUGAAAAAAGUAAUUUUUUGGAGCUUCUCGUUCAAUGAUUUGCUCUCAAUUCUGCCGUAUUUUAACGCAGAAGACAUGGAAUUUAAUAAUAUUCACGCCACGAAAAUUAAAAUUGAAAUGAUUUCUCAUCUGGAACAGUGGAAGCAGGCUAAGAUUGUCUCAUUUUCAAAUUUUACCUUUGGUAGUCAUCUGAUCGAAAACUUUUUUCACUUUGAGAGGUUCACUAUUAAAAUGGAGGAUUUCCCGUUGGAAAGUGCGAUUAAGAUUCGAGAUAAUCUAAUGAAAAGAAUAACAUUUAACAGUUGCCUUAUCGAAUUCCAUGGCGACAAUCGACUUGAGCUUGCAAGAGUUUUCAAACCCGAUUUUACUUUUGGAAUUUGUAAUUUUGAUUAUUUGAAUGAUAACGACACUUUUGGAAUCAAGUGUACAAAACUGGAAACGCAGUAUUUUCUAUUUUCUAUUGUGAGAUUCCUUUGAUGAUUUUUUAUGUUUUUCUAAUUUAUUAAUAAUUUGAAUGUUACUCCGAUUUUCGCCUAAAAAUUUUUUACGUUCUUAACUUCACGUCAGACCAAUAAAAAUAGAUUUUCGGGAAAA
Messenger RNA from Caenorhabditis elegans, 1105 nucleotides. RefSeq names its product F-box domain-containing protein (gene fbxa-5). Lineage: Eukaryota; Metazoa; Nematoda; Chromadorea; Rhabditida; Rhabditidae. The coding region runs from base 8 to 988 and encodes 326 amino acids. The record is from RefSeq and is marked reviewed. The transcript is spliced from 4 exons.